Drosophila takahashii is the source of this 2646-nucleotide messenger RNA. RefSeq lists its product as uncharacterized. Gene Ontology annotation, cellular component: Set1C/COMPASS complex. Lineage: Eukaryota; Metazoa; Arthropoda; Insecta; Diptera; Drosophilidae. The record is from RefSeq and is a predicted model, not a curated record.
GUAAAGUUCGUAGUGGUUCCGGCCGAAGAGCGAAAGGAUAUUUAAGCCAUGUUUCCACAAGCGGAGCUCGAGAAUUACAAGCUGCAGGUGGAGUUGCUGCAGGAAAAGCUUCAGCGCAGCGAGGAUAAUCGCCAGCAGCUGGAGCACAAGUUGGAUAAAGUCCUGCAGAAACGCAGCGAGCUCGACAAGUCGGUGCGCCACAAGAGCCGCCAAAAGUACCAGGAGUUCCUCGAGGAGCAGACCAAACGCAACGAGCGCAACAAGAAGCUGGUCCACAUGCUGGAGCGCAUCGACGAGCAAACGGCUGCCAUGUCGCAGCGGAGCGAGCGGCUUAAAAUGAUGAAGCUGCAAUACCAAAUGUACUUUGCGAAAUUGGUGCAGAAUCAAACAUUGCGAUGCAUCCAGCAGACGACGACUCCGACCGCCGGCGGAGUGAUGCCGGUGCCUGUCCUGAUGCAACCGCAGCCGCAGGUGGCGACCAAUCCGCAGUCGACGCCGCAGCCGCAGCCCUGGACCUUUGCCAUGGCCACGCCCACGCAGGCGGGCAUGCUGUUGACGCCCCAGUUUGCAGCAGGUCCUCCUGUGAGUCCCAUUCCCCAACCCGUUCCCAUUCCCACGGCUGCCCAUCCUGUUUACUAUCCGGAACUCUUUGGCCCGGCAACUUCAACUGGGGCAGCUCCCCUUGGCACCUCGAACCUGUUCGAUUUGCGCGCCACCCUGCGCGCCUUUGAUAAUGAGAAUGCCGAUUUACCGGAGCGCAUGCAGCCCCACUUGACAGGUGAUUAUCAGGCGGAGAGAGUUGCUCCUCCACCAGCAGCAGCAGCAACACCCACAUCGACUUUAUCCAGCCAGGAGAACCAGGUGGCGCGGCAGCUGAGCAGCACUUCCUCGACAAUGGCCACAUCCUCGUUGACAUUUGAUAAAUUGCCAAAGACAUCGUCGCCUUCGCUGACGUUAACUGAGCUGCCGACUGCAGGAGCAGGAGCAACUUCUGGACAGGAUGGGCAACCGCAAGGGGAAGUCGGGAAGGGCCAACUGGAUGCCUGGACAAAUUCACGCGUGACUAAAGUCGAGUAUGAAAAAUCACCAACUGUCGUUAAGCAUAAUGAGACGGGCCAGCGACAUCAGCAGCAGCAACAUCAAGAGCUACAUCAGCAACAUCAGGAGUUGCAGCAGCAACAUCCUCCCCCACGCGACUUUGAAGCAUACUUUGGUGAGCUGAAAAUCGAUGAGUCGAAGCCCAAACCCCCACUGAACCUAAACCCAAGCCCAAACCACGAAGACAAACGCCCCUUAAACGUGCGUUUCAGCGAGGCAGUUGGAGGAGCAGGAGGUAACCAAGUUGGCAUCAGCAACGAUUUGCUGGACGAAGUCAAAGCCAGUCGGUUGGCACUGGAAAGAGCAGCGGCUGCGGUUGAUGAGCAGCUGGCAAGGGGUAAUCAAUUGUCGCCGCCAAGCAGCCAAAGUCAGGAGCAACCCGAAACCGGUGUGUCGAUUGAGAAUAUUGAAAAUGCCAUUUACGGCGAACGUUUGACAGGGGGAGGAGUAUCAGCAGGAGCAGCAGGAGGAGGAGCAGUAACUGAACAGGGAUUUUUUGAAAAUUUGGUUACCAACACAUCGCCAGAGGUGGAACUUCAGGAGGUGGAACAACAGCAGCAGCCAGAGGUCUCCGGUUACGGGCAAUACGAGGCCAGCAGUGAGCCCAUCUAUGCCAGCAUCGAUUCACCAAAAGUGGAGCCGCUUUACAGCGAAAUCGGAAAUCCCACAGACUAUCAGGGAUAUGGCGAAACAAGCGAUGUAACUGCUGCUGCUACUCCUGCUGCUUCUGCCGAAACUACGCUGGAUCCCAAUGGCGAGGUCCUGCCGCAGGAAUACUCCAAUAUUGAUUACGGCAACUACGCCGGCUAUGAUCCCAAUGCCUAUCCCGGGUAUAUAUACGAUGAGGCCACGGGCCAGUAUAUAGCCGAUCCGAACGCCGCUCAAUAUGCGCCAGAUGGUGGCUAUGGUGGUCAGGAGUAUGAUGCGGGUGCAGUGGGCAACUACGACUACAGUGGCUAUGAACAGUCAGCGGAUCAGCAGAUGCAGCAGCAGCAGGAAGAGCAACUUCAGGAGCAACAGCAGCAGCAGCAGCAGCAGGAGGGUUAUACCAACGAAGGGGUGGUAGAAACCCCCUUAGAAGCCCCACCGGAAGUGGCCAUCGAAAGUCCUGCUGCUGCUCCUGCUCCUGCUCCUGCUCCUGCGGAACCCCAGAAACCCUCGAAACCCACAUCGAUACUCUCCUCGACGACAGACAAACAAGCGGCGCUUAAUGAUGCGCAGCAGCAGCAGCUAAAGAAGAAGAAGCGCGUUAAUUUCGUUGACAGCAGCGAAACGGAUGAUAGCUCAAGCGCGAAACCGACCCAGGCCGCAAAUCCAGGACCUCCUCCUGCUCCUGCCGCCGCCUCCUCCCCUGCCACGCCCCCAACGACGGGCGGAGGCGGCAGCGAGAGUGAUUUCGAUUUUUCAACCGGCAGCGAGGCGAAGAAUUAGAACAAACCGUUGAAAAAAAAAACAUUUCGAGCUCUAAUUUGUUGCCAUUUGGGUUAACCACCCAGUGCCCCUCCCCCAAUUCAAAGUGAGCCACCGCUUCGAUUUAUUGCCAAUGCA